This is a messenger RNA of Pocillopora meandrina, 3744 nucleotides long. NCBI's taxonomy places the organism in Eukaryota, Metazoa, Cnidaria, Anthozoa, Scleractinia, Pocilloporidae. The record is from the annotation of a GenBank genome assembly.
CAUCAUUUCAAGAGUUUAGUCCUAACGCAGCGGGUCAAAAUGAAAUUCUUCUUAUGCAGUUUGGUAUGUUCUUCACACUGACUCUGGGUAAGUUGACUGUAAGUGUUUAAAACGAGCAUAUACGAUGUAUCUUGUUUCGAGACUUUCAAUUAUUAAUGAAGGUAUCGAGUGCUCACACUACAGAAUCAAAUGAGUUUGUCAGGUCUGUAGACAAAUAGGACGAACGCGAGAAACAUGCCGCGUCUUGUUCUGGCCGCUUAGGUCUUGGUACAAUGUAAUUUUCCGUUGACGUUUGGGAUAGUUACGUAAGGAAUCCUUCAUUGUCACAAGAGUCCCCAAAUUUGGGCACCGUGAUCCUGUCUCCCUUAAGUUGACUCAUCAUUGUUUCCUGUUUUUCUCACUUAAUUUGCAUCUUAAAAUUAAAAUUUGACAAUAUACAAAAGUUUUCCCACAGAGUAGGUGGGAGAUAUAAACUUUUCUAUUUUGGUGGAAAUUAAAUGAUAUGUAACUAAAAUGUAUUAAUGGUAUUAAGCUAAUAUUCUAUAAACUGUUGUUGAUCUUAUCAACGUAGUCAGGUUUCGAUGACACUUCUCUACGCUUACCCAAAGUUUACCAAAAGUAUUAAACCCCACACAACAAUUUCUAAUCGAUCUUAUCGGCUACUUCUGACUGACAGCGUUUUGUUUAACUCAGUGGAGGUAAUUUUCAUAAAUUUUGCAAUAGUAGCAUGUCGAUUGUUAAAAUUUUCUGGGGGCCACCACGCCCUACUCUUUAUUUGAGAGGCAAUCAUACCCUCUGUACGGUGAUGAUAAACAAAAGGUUUCAUCCACAACACAAUGUAUUAAGCGCGUGUCACUAGCUUGAUUCCUUCUUUUUUGUGAAUUUCCAAAAAAUGAGAACAAAUGUGUAUUUAACCCAAAUAAAACUGAAAUAUGGCUUCCUCUAAAGGAGUCAUAAAGGCGCGCAAACAAUAUGAUGUCUAACAGCUUCAUUUCAUUUUUUUUCCUAGUGCACGUGGCUAGCACGUGUUUAAAACAGGCGUCACUUAGAUAUAUGCACACUUUCUCCGAGAGAAGUCUCUUUAAUCUAGAUGGUGCAUAUUUAUUCUAGACUAGGAGUAGGUGGUAACCUAUUUCUGAGUAAUCAGUAUUGCAUGUAGGCGCUCGCACUCUCUAAUUAUGUAUCAGCGACCUCUGUUUCUCGUUCUUUAUUUUUUAUAGCUUUUCAUUCUUUUCUUUUCUCUUUUGUGGCUCACUUAUUGGUCAGUCACCUAGAUCCGCCUGUAUUCGUUACCAUGAUUGGCUCUUGUUCAAAACUACUUUGAUCGGGUCAGUGGAAAUCUGACUCGUCCUAACUCUUCGGCGUCAAUUUUUUUAGAAAAGAAGCAAGAAACAUUCUGAAAGCUUUACUGGCAGGCUUAGCUGGCUUUGAAAGUAGCUUUACAGGUUUGCUUUGAGCCCUUAAUGUGAUUAUAGUGAAGGUAAUCAAACUAGCUUGGGAGAACGAUAUUUUUCCAUGCAAAAAUAUGAUGACACCAUUGCUGCUUCCAGUUUUAUAAUAACACAAUAACACAAGUGAUCUUACUUUGAACAACGUUUGUUGAUAGAUGAAUAGUUUUCAUAUUUUUUAAGGGGGAGUCACAACGUUUUCAGUGGGAACGGAGGGGGAAUUAGUCGGGGCCAACAGGGUUUAAAGGGGGGAACCACGGGAAAUUGACUGCCAAUGAGGGAGGCGGGAUAAUAAUAAUACUAUUGAGUCAUAAGGGGAAUCAGGUAUGUUUUAUCCUGACACAACCAAACUUCUACGACCCACCCCCUCAAUUAUGACUUUUGCAUUAUCAUAUCUUUCCAGUGUCCAUUCAUGCUAUAGUUUAUCCAAGUAUGAUCGCUGCUCCAAAAAGGUUCAUAAACGUCUCUAUUGGUGAGACUGUGUCAUUUAGGUGGCACUACAAUUCAGGAGAUCUAAAGAAUGAUCUUUUCGAGGUUGUGUUUGGUAUUUGGAAGAGUCCUGGCUUCCUGAAAACAAAGUUGAUAGCUGUCAACUCGAGUGGUUUUGCCUCAACAAGGUCUUCAUACAAGUCAACGGUGGGUUGGGCAGGGAAUUUGACAUCCUCUAUUGCAGUGUUUGAGCUUUACAAUUUAAAACUUGAAGAUAGCAAGAAGUAUGGAAUAGUGGUAGAAUACGGACUUCGGAAUACCCCGUUGACCGACUCGGUUCAGCUUCAAGUUGUGUCCAGACGUAAGUAAAAUGGUUCAAGACAGCACAGAGAAUAUUCGUUCCAACUCAAAAUUGUAUUUCAGGUUAUUGUGAUUAUUGUUCAUCUGUAGGUUAUAAGAAGGGGUCCGCGUAGAAGAGGUAGAUGAAUGUAUCUUCAAUAGUGGCAAAAACUGAUAAGGUUGAAGGGGAAUUGUUUCGUUCAGUCGGGAUCAAAUUUGUAGUUCCUUGAUCGGCAGGGUCCCUGAAAUCUUCUAAAAGAGGAGGCAGCACUGAAUUAUCGGGAAAGAGAAUUCGUCAACAGUAAUUCCAAGAUCACUACGGUAAUUGCAGAUUAUUGUUUUUUUUCGUAAAUACAAUUAAAACUGCCAUUCUACACAAGCUCUGUUACCUUUGUGAAUUGUUCAAACACUUCAUUUAAUUACUGGAAGAUUGAUCUACACAAUUGUGUUCCUGAACUACCGAGAAUUGAGGCCUCCGCUGCGCAAUAGGGGCGGGAAAAGAUUUUUUGACAUGCUGUUCUUAACACCUUCAAACUUCUUUACUUAACUGAUUGCAUUUCCGAAGUUUUAACUCUGCUUGGUAUUAAAGUUGAUUUCGCUCUAAUUAUUAGACACAGGUCCACCAAAACCACCACUACUACUCCACAACAGAUAUAUUAAGUGUCACAACAGCCGUGAGAGCUACAAUUACAGGGUCUCCAAAUACGUCGAAAGGUAAUGUUCGUAUCCUGUUGGUUUGCCCAUUCUAAGUUAAAGUAAUUUUGCACCAGCAAGCCUGUUGGUGUCUUAACUCAGGACCAGUAGCCUGAGUUAAGACUGCAAGUGAUUUCACAUAUUACAAGUCGAAACACUUCAUUAGUUACCAUCCAACACGUAAGAAUACUUUCAUUCCUAUUACUUAACCUCCAAACUGACCUUCAUACUCACUGAGCCAUCUACCCUUUACAUUACCUGCUUUCCCAACUACUACAGUUUAACCAUCAGAGUUGCUGUUUUUUUUUUAUUAUUUCUGUUAUAGAGGUUGGCGUUUCAUUGCCAAGAAAAUCUUCAGGAGAAUCCUCCUCUAACUGGGCAGUGGCAUGUGGAAUCAUCUUAUUUGUUGCGAUAACACUCACAGUGGGCCUUUGCUUUCACCAUCAUAAAAAAAGCCCUAAACAUGGCGUAAAUAAUUGCAGCUGCAAGACACUUGCUAUGGACGACUCACCCUUAUUCAUUAAAAGCAACAAAAAUGAAUUCGGCGUUUGAUCCUGGGAGAUUCAUGCUAAGAAAAUUAAAAGGUCUAAACACUGUGUUACCGCUACGACAGCAUCAGUUAAAUGUUUAGUAUGGCACGGCAGCAGAUUCAAACGUAUUAAUUUCAAUCGAACCAAACUAAGCGCACUUGAGGUAAAUAUAAAACCCCCAAGCUGGUAGGUUUACUAAUUCUAAAUAUCCGGUUAGUCGUUCAAAACAUAAGUGUGUUGUAAGGGGAAGUUAGUCAAUGAUGUAAAUCAAUCCAAUAAUUUACAAUUGAUAAUAAAUGUAUCAC